Molecule: messenger RNA, 1152 nt
Organism: Aspergillus alliaceus
Lineage: Eukaryota; Fungi; Ascomycota; Eurotiomycetes; Eurotiales; Aspergillaceae
Product: fatty acid desaturase-domain-containing protein
Exons: 3
Coding region: 1-1152 (383 amino acids)
Biological process (GO): lipid metabolic process
Molecular function (GO): oxidoreductase activity
Source: RefSeq, a predicted model, not a curated record
AUGCGGCUACAGGAGCCCGGUAUACGUGAGCUUCGCGAAGCUAUACCAACUCACUGCUUUCAACCAUCCUAUGUGAGAUCGUUCUCAUACCUUGCUCGAGACCUUUUAAUUAUCGCUACACUCGCACUUGCUGCGCUGCAAUAUAUCCCGGUCAUCGCCAAUCCUUGGCACCGGGCAUUGGCCUGGACCCUUUACGGCUUUCUCCAGGGAUUGUGUGGAACAGGCUUAUUCGUGCUAGGGCACGAGUGUGGUCAUGGUGCGUUCUCACCAUCUCCGCGUGCCAAUGAUGCCGUUGGAUGGGUAGUUCAUUCUGCCCUCUUCACGCCAUUCUUUACCUGGAGGUCUCUUCAUAAGCAGCAUCACUUGUACACCAACAAUCUACAAAAGGACUACAACUACAUCCCUUUACACAGAGAAACAUUUGCGGCAAAUCUGGGAAUCUGCCCUGAAGCGAUAGAGGAGCUUACGGCCGACGCGCCAAUCGUCACUCUUUUCCGCAUCAUCGUCCACCAGACUUUCGGAUGGCUCGUAUACAUGACCGGAUGUCUGCGGCUCACGUUACGAAACAUGGGCCGCCCUCGGAGAACCUGGCGAUGGUGGAGAGAAAAUGCAGUCCGGGCAUUGCUGGCGCUGCACAGUCAUUGGGAUAUAUGGACGAUUGUAGCUUCGGAUAUUGGCCUGGGCUUGACAACCUCUGGCCUAUGGUACUUGGCGAAGAGUGUCGGGUUUUCGACUAUGUUUUUCCUGUACAUUGUGCCAUGUCUUUGGGUGAACCAUUGGUACAUUGCAAUCACUUACCUUCACCACAUUCACCCGGAUGUACCGAAAUAUGACCAGUCGGACUGGACCUUCCUCAAAGGUUCACUUGGGACAGUGGAUCGGGAUUUUGGUGUUAUUGGAAGAUUCUUCUUCCACAACAUCAUUGACUACCAUGUUGUCCAUCAUUUGUUCCCGCAAAUACCAUUCUACCAUGCCAAAGAAGCGACAGAUGCUAUCAUCCCGCUCAUUGGGGAUAACUAUAUUAAUGAUAGAGAGAAUUCUUAUCUUGGGGGUCUAUGGCAGGCAUUCACUGAUUGCGAGUGGAUAGAGCCUGCUCAGGGGGGCCAGGCUUUGCGUUACAAGAGACGACCUGUGAUGCACAGGAAAACAUGA